Molecule: messenger RNA, 2317 nt
Organism: Synchiropus splendidus (mandarinfish)
Lineage: Eukaryota; Metazoa; Chordata; Actinopteri; Syngnathiformes; Callionymidae
Product: putative fibroblast growth factor 1
Exons: 4
Coding region: 1408-1860 (150 amino acids)
Biological process (GO): animal organ morphogenesis; fibroblast growth factor receptor signaling pathway; positive regulation of cell population proliferation
Cellular component (GO): cytoplasm
Molecular function (GO): growth factor activity; fibroblast growth factor receptor binding
Source: RefSeq, a predicted model, not a curated record
ACCUGAUGGUUUUCUUCAAACCAAUGACCGAAAACCUCAAGACAACAGAACGCAGAACCCAUAUCUGCACGCAAUAAAUCCCAUUGAGUGAAGAAGCCAAGUGCUGUUAUGUAUAAAAAUUAGAAAUAUGCUUCUAUGCUAAAGAAACAAGCUCAUAUUCUAGUGACGGAGGACUCACUUGUCAGUGCAAUAGUUUCAAUAUCUUCCACAUCUGCUCCGUGGGUUUUGUAACUCAGUGUGUGAAAAACAAUUGUAUGGAUCUUUAUUCCUUCUUUGCCCCGGUGAACUGAAAAAUAAAGACAAAAACUUGCUCUUAUUGGCUUUCAAAGCAACAUUGAACAAAGACCUGAUGCCAGUUUACAUACUGAUGCACAGAUCGUGAACUAGAAAGGCACUUAUCUGUCUGUCUAUCUAUCUAUCUAUCUAUCUAUCUAUCUGUCUGUCUAUCUAUCUAUCUAUCUAUCUGUCUGUCUAUCUAUCUAUCUAUCUAUCUAUCUGUCUAUCUAUCUAUCUGUCUGUCUGUCUAUCUAUCUAUCUGUCUGUCUAUCUAUCUGUCUGUCUAUCUAUCUAUCUAUCUAUCUAUCUAUCUAUCUAUCUAUCUAUCUAUUGAUCUAUCAUCCAUCCAUCCAUCUAUCUAUCUAUCUAUCUAUUUAUCUAUCUAUCUAUCUAUCUAUCUAUCUAUCUAUCUAUCUAUCUAUCUGUCUGUCUGUCUGUCUAUUUAUCUAUCGAUCUAUCAUCCAUCCAUCCAUCCAUCUAUCAUCUAUCUAUCUAUCUAUCUAUCUAUCUAUCUAUCUAUUAUCUAUCUAUCUAUCAUCCAUCCAUCUAUCUGUCUGUCUGUCUGUCUAUUUAUCUAUCUAUCUAUCUAUCUAUCUAUCUAUCUAUCUAUCUAACGUAUAUGACAAAAAAUGUACGUAUAUCGCUGAUAGGAGGCCAACUGUCAUGUAUGGGGAGAAUAUUUUUGUGAUUUCAUUUUUUUUUUAAUUUUACUGAUUUAUUUAUGUUUUAUUAUUUCCUUUAUUUGUUUUAUUAUUAUUUUUAAUUCUUUCAAUGUGGAGCACCUGCAGCAAGUGAGUUGCCGUCAUUUUCAGAGCCCACCAGAUGGCGCUCUCUCCUCUAAAAAUCACUGCUUUUGAACAGCUACUUCAAUGAAGCCUCACAUUUCUAAAGCGAGAGCGCCACCUACUGAGCUCUGACAAUAACCACAGUGUUUCAUAAAGCCUCAGCAGCCUGUCUCUACCUGUAGAUCUCCACUGCAGGUGACGGGUGGCUGCCUCAGCUCCGUAUGAAUCCCCUGGAGAAACUAAAGAAACAUUUUUUCCAUCUUCCAUUAAACGACUCCCACUUAUUAGUAAAAGCAGCGCCGGUCUGUGGCCGCGGCAGCAUCGCUCUCAGCCAACUCAGGGCAGGAUGUCGGAGGGAGACCUCAUGCUGUUUCCGCCGGCCGCUCUGGAGCGGCCCAGGCAGGAGUACCGGGAGCUGACCAGACUCUACUGCCACAACGGAGGGUACCAUCUCCGGAUUCUCCCGGACGGGUCGGUGAGUGGAGGCAGGCUGGAGGAGGACCCACACGACGUCCUGAGACUGAAGGCGGUGAGCGUGGGGGUGGUGGUGAUCACCGGGGAGGCGACAGGACGACACCUGGCCAUGAACAAGAGUGGACGUCUCUACGGAUCACAAACGCUCAGUGACGAAUGCCACUUCCUGGAGAAGUAUGAGGAGAACCACUACAACACGUAUCGCUCUCAGAAGUACAACUGGUAUGUGGCCCUGAAGAGGAACGGCCAGCCCAAGUCGGGCCCCGACACUGGCCCGGGACAGAAGGCCGUGCUCUUCCUGCCGAGACCUGCCGGCAGCGGUUAAAACUUCAGCUUUACUUCUGAACCGAUGGUUCCACCCGGCUCUGGGAGGUGAAGGAGGUGAAGGUCCGGUAUCGUAUCUAUUCCUCCACUGCUGAUGUAGGACACGGCUUCACCGGAGCUUGCUGCUCGCAGAGUGUCACGGCUGAUGAAUGCUUCUUCACUUUGAGCCACAGUACGAAAUGCCACAGCUGGCAGACAACAACAGCCCACUUUUGCCCUGAAUAGUUUCGGCAUUGAUCACAUCUCACUAAGAGGAGACCAAUAAAAGAGGAACAUCAAACAUCUGGUGUUUCAUGUGGAGUUGUUCAGCGAGUCAAACUCGUCUUGAUGUUUGAAAGUAAAAACGUGGCUGUGAAGACUGACCAUGAAAUAUAAGCUGAACUGUUUGUGCUCAAAAUAAUACAUGUGUUGUCUUUGUAUAUUAACCUUUUCAAUUGUACAAUAAAUAAUAAAUAAUG